AAAGAUGGAUCAUAUUUAUCUUUUCUCCCUUUCUCUUGUACCUUUAAUCUCCCUGCUUUUGCUUUUCAAAUUAAGUAAACCCAAAAAUGUUAAAAAUCUUCCACCAAGUCCACCAUCUCUCCCAGUUAUUGGCCAUCUUCAUUUAUUCAAAGGACCAGUUCAUAAAGUGUUACAACGCCUUUCUUCCCAAUAUGGUCCCAUCAUGGCUCUUCAAUUCGGGUCCCGCCCGGUCCUCGUAAUAACCUCACCAUCAGCUGCAGAAGAAUGCUUCACCAAAAACGACCUCAUUUUAGCCAACAGACCAUUUUUUUUAAGUGGCAAGUAUUUUGACUAUGAUCACACGGGCAUCGGUUCAGUGCCCUACGGACGUUUGUGGCGAGACAUUCGUCGCAUUAUGACCGUUGAACUUUUCUCAACAACGCGUCUCAAAACUUACACGCGUGUCCGACAAGAAGAAAUCGCGGCAUUGAUCAAACAACUUGUUCAAGAUUGUUUUCAAGGUUUUACCAGAGUGGAAAUGAGGUCAAGAAUAGAAGGGCUACCCUUUAACAUAAUCUUGAAAAUGGUUGCUGGCAUUCGGCCGUGUGGCACGGAGAAUGACUUGAAAGAAGUUAGUGAGUUUAAGGAUGUGAUGAGGGAUGCAUUUGAAAUCAGUGGAGCAACAAAUGCUGGUGACUUCAUUCCAUUAUUGAAAUGGAUUGAUUUUCAGGGUUUGGAGAAGAAGCUAGUAAGUUUGCAACAUAAAGCCGAUAGGUUUUUGCAGAAGUUGAUAGAAGAGUGUCGGAGUAAAGGGUCUGAUUGCUCUAUAGAGAAAGGAAAGGAGAAGACGUUUAUGGAGGUGAUACUUUCUUUGCAGGAAUCAGAACCCGAAUAUUAUACUGAUAACGUAAUCAAAGGCAAUAUAAUGGCAUUGCUAUUUGCUGGAACAGACACUUCAUCUGUGACAACAGAGUGGGCUAUGUCACUUCUUCUAAAUCAUCCCAACGUUUUAGAAAAAGCUAGGGCAGAAAUUGAUGAAUAUACGCGUCAAGAACGUUUGGUACAAGAGACCGAUCUUCUGAAUCUUCCAUACAUCCAAUGCAUCGUUAACGAAACGCUAAGACUAUUCCCAGCCGCACCACUAUUGGUGCCACAUGAGUCAUCAGAAAACUGCAUCAUUGGAGGGUUUGAUGUGGCCAGUGGCACAAUAGUGUUGGUGAACGCACUAGCCAUCCAUAGGGACCCAAAUGUGUGGGACGACCCAUUGAGUUUCAAGCCAGAGAGGUUUGAGAAAAUGGGAAAGCAGGGGUACCGGUUCAUACCGUUCGGAAUGGGACGUCGACAGUGCCCUGGGUACAGCCUCGCGAACAAGGUCGUUGGGUUAGCUUUGGCAUCUUUGAUCCAAUGCUUUGAGUGGGAAAGGGUUGGUGAAGAGUUGGUUGGGUUGUCGGAAAGGAAAGGUCUAACCAUGCCUAAAGAUGAACCGUUAGUGACAAUGUGCAAAGCUCGUGAAAAAAUGAGUCCGUUUCUUAAGGCAUUAUGAGAACAUGUUGAAUGAUCAAUGGUUGAUAUGUGUUUUUGUGUUUGAGUUAACCAUGUCACUUUUGUCAAAACUUCGUAUUUAUAUUAGGAAAUAUGUAUCAAGGUUGUGUUAAAAGAAAAGAUUUAAUUCUCAUU
Molecule: messenger RNA, 1656 nt
Organism: Helianthus annuus (common sunflower)
Lineage: Eukaryota; Viridiplantae; Streptophyta; Magnoliopsida; Asterales; Asteraceae
Product: cytochrome P450 81Q32
Exons: 2
Coding region: 5-1522 (505 amino acids)
Molecular function (GO): monooxygenase activity; oxidoreductase activity, acting on paired donors, with incorporation or reduction of molecular oxygen; heme binding
Source: RefSeq, a predicted model, not a curated record